AUGAGUAUCACCACUCAAGAACUAGAAAAGCACAGCAAAGAGAUCGAUCCGGAAGAUCAGACUUCAAUCGAGGCUCUACAAGAUGCAGAGCCGCGCCUCGAAUCAAAAGAUGGCCUUCAAUCCACCAUUGCUGCAGAGCCAAAAACUUCUAGUGCUCCCGACAACGAGGAUGCGGAUCCUGAGUACAUCAAAGGCUUAAAGUUGGCAAUUGUGAUCGGAGUCGUGGCUCUUGCUUCAUUCACCAUGUUGCUAGAUACCUCUAUUGUUGUAACGGCCAUCCCUCGAAUCACCAGCGAUUUCCAUUCUUUGGAUGACGUUGGCUGGUACGGAAGUGCAUAUCUACUUUCAAAUUCAUCUUUGCAGCCACUGACCGGCAAAUUCUACCGUCAAUUUAGCUCCAAGUGGACAUUUCUCGUCUUCUUAGGUAUCUUUGAGCUUGGUUCUCUGAUAUGCGGUGUCGCUCAAUCGUCGAAGAUGCUCAUUGUAGGAAGAGCUGUUGCUGGUAUGGGUGGGUCGGGACUGAUGAAUGGAGGCUUGACAAUUCUAGCUGCUUGCUCUCCGCCUGAAAGAAGACCUACUCUGAUGGGUUUCCUCCUGGGCUUUGCACAACUCGGCAUCCUGCUUGGACCUUUGCUUGGAGGCGUAUUGACACAGUACACUACCUGGAGAUGGUGCUUCUUCAUCAAUCUCCCCAUCGGCGCCGUAGUCGCAGGUAUCCUCCUCUUGAUUCAAGUCCCUACUCGACUAGCCGGAAAGGUACCCCUUACAGCAACCUUCCGCUCCAUCUUCCACGUCUUCGACAUCGGUGGCUUCCUCCUCUUCGCACCUAGCAUUAUCAUGUGCCUUCUGGCUCUCGAAUGGGGCGGUUCAACCUACCCAUGGGAUAGCGCGAAGAUCAUUGGACUGUUCUGUGGUGCGGCAGGGAACUUUGCAUUAUUCUUGUACUGGGAGCAUAGGAAGGGAGAGGGAGCCAUGAUACCAUUGGCCAUGUUCAAAAACAGGAUCGUGUGGACGUCUGUCGUCGUUGCGUUCUUCCUUGGUGCUACGAUGCUGAUUACUUCGUACUAUAUGGCGAUAUACUUCCAGGCCGUCAGAGGGAGAAGCCCAACGAUGAGCGGUGUUGAUGUUGUAGUUGGUAUCGUUACAACGUUGAUUUGUGCUGUUGGAUCAGGCAUUCUAGCAGUUGGUCGCAUUGGCUAUUAUCUACCCUUCGCAAUCGGUGGUGCCGCUCUCAACGCGAUUGGUUGCGGCUUGAUAUCAACAUGGACUCCGACCACCAGCACAGGAAAGUGGAUUGGCUACCAAAUCAUCGCAGGCAUUGGUCGAGGAUCUGGUAUGCAAAUGGGUCUCGUUGCAAUCAGUGGCGCUCUAAGCGCAGCAGAAAAUUCUAUCGGCAUGGCACUUCUCAUCUUCGCUCAACAAUUCGGAGGCUCGGUCUGGCUGGCCGUCGCUUCUACAAUAUUCACCAAUGGUCUUAACAAAUCCCUCGCAAAAUACGCACCAGAAGUCGACCCAAAGGUUGUUGUCAAUGCUGGAGCUACUGGUUAUCGAUCCGUUGUCCCGGCUUCAGCAGUACCGGGAGUGAUUCAGGCGUACAGUCAGGCUGUAAAUUAUGCGUUCUAUCUUGCAGCUGCGUGUGGAGUUGCCUAUUUUGUUUUUAGUUGGGGCAUGGGAUGGAAGAGUGUGAAGAAGCCCAAGAAAGUGGAGCCAGCUGUGUAA
Messenger RNA from Mollisia scopiformis, 1719 nucleotides. RefSeq names its product MFS multidrug transporter. Bases 1 to 1719 code for a protein of 572 amino acids. Gene Ontology annotation, molecular function: transmembrane transporter activity. The record is from RefSeq and is a predicted model, not a curated record. Gene Ontology annotation, biological process: transmembrane transport. NCBI's taxonomy places the organism in Eukaryota, Fungi, Ascomycota, Leotiomycetes, Helotiales, Mollisiaceae. The transcript has 9 exons.